AUGCCUUGGAUAACAACUGUCCUUUAUCCCGGAAUACCUGGCCGCGACUGGGACGCCACAACAAUCAUAACGUACAUCUCAAGUCCCACAGACAUCUACACUCGGCUGAGCCAAUCUACCCUCUCUACUACCAGAUCCCGCCGAGCUCGAUCCUCUACGGCGACGGCUGUAACUGCGACUGCAAGUUCAACAACGAUGCUCGCAUCGACUUCGACACUUAAACCUCCGGUUCAGACAACACGUCCAUUCAUAACCAGCCCAGUAGACGGCUCUUCCAAGAACACAGCACGCGCAAUCGCGAUCCCGAUAGCCGUUGUCGCGGCAGUUCUCAUUAUUAUAGCGGUUCUUUAUGUCUUGGCGAGGAAAGGAUAUUUGGGAAAGAGUUUACAAAAGAAUCCCUACAUCGCGAAGUUCAAGCGAGAAUCAAGGGCAGCGGCGAAGGCCAAAGAGGAGGCGAAGAUGAAGCAUAAUAGUCUACCGGAGCUAACGUCGGUGAAGAUGGAGGGGGCUAUGCCGGAAAGCAAGUCCGCAUACGAUGAGAAUACGACGGCGCGAGUGUCGGGAGCACCCGCGCCUGGGAGGGUGGGAGAUCCGGAUAUCAUCCAGCGCGUGUGA
Molecule: messenger RNA, 615 nt
Organism: Lindgomyces ingoldianus
Lineage: Eukaryota; Fungi; Ascomycota; Dothideomycetes; Pleosporales; Lindgomycetaceae
Exons: 1
Coding region: 1-615 (204 amino acids)
Source: RefSeq, a predicted model, not a curated record